Rhinolophus ferrumequinum (greater horseshoe bat) is the source of this 1200-nucleotide messenger RNA. RefSeq names its product centrosomal AT-AC splicing factor (gene CENATAC). The transcript has 10 exons. The coding region runs from base 68 to 1156 and encodes 362 amino acids. NCBI's taxonomy places the organism in Eukaryota, Metazoa, Chordata, Mammalia, Chiroptera, Rhinolophidae. The record is from RefSeq and is a predicted model, not a curated record.
CCGAGGGGUUAGGGGUCAGGGAUAGCGCAGAAUCUGCUGCACGUCGCGGUUGCUCAGCCCUGGGCCGAUGGCGCCAGCGCAGCGUUGCCCGCUCUGCCGUCAGACCUUCUUCUGUGGUCGCGGACACGUCUACAGUCGCAAGCACCAGCGGCAGUUGAAGAUGGCUUUGGAUCGGCUCCUGCUACAGGUGGAGGCCGCCCGCAAGGCCAUUCGCACAGCUCAGGUAGAGCGUUACGUGCCCGAGCACGAGCGGUGCUGCUGGUGUCUGUGCUGCAGCUGUGAGGUGCGGAAACACCUGAGCCAUGGAAAUCUGACCGUGCUGCACGGGGGGCUGCUGGAGCAUCUAGCGAGCCCAGAGCACAAGAAAGCAACCAACAGAUUCUGGUGGGAGAACAAGGCUGAGGUACAUAUGAAGGAGAAGUUUCUCAUCUCUCCUCAAGAUUAUGCACGAUUCAAGAAAUCCAUGGUGAAAGGCUUGGAUUCCUAUGAGGAAAAAGAGGAUGAAGUGAUCAAAGAGAUGGCAGCUCAGAUCCGUGAGGUGGAGCACAGCCGGCAGGAGGUGGUUCGGUCUGUCUUAGAGCCUCAGGCAGUGCCAGACCCAGAAGAGGGAUCUUCAGCACCUGGAAGCUGGAAAGGGACAAACAGCCAAAUAGCCUCCACUUCACGGCAGCCCUCAUACUUGGACCUGCCAUCUGCCACAGAGCUUGAUUGGAUGGACACAGGACAACCUCUGACAUUCACUGGCCAUCAGGAUACAGCAGGAGUUGGUAACAUCCACUCAGGUGCCACACCUCCCUGGAUGGUUCAAGAUGAGGAAUACAGCUCUGGGAAUCAACAAAUAGGACCUUCCUAUGAAGAAUUUCUUAAAGAAAAGGAAAAACAGAAAUUGAAGAAACUCCCUCCAGACAGAGUUGGGGCCAACUUUGAUCAUAGCUCCAGCACCAGUGCAGGCUGGCUGCCCUCUUUUGGCCGUGUCUGGAAUAAUGGACGCCGCUGGCAAUCCAGGUAUGGGCCGCCCAAGUGCCAGGUCCCCAACGCCACCCCUUUGGAGAUCUCGCCCUUCAUCCUGUUAAUCCUUCAUUUCUCUUCAGGCAUCAAUUCAAAACUGAAGCUGCAGCAAGGAACAAACAGCAGUCACAUAAAGAAAAAAAGCUAAUGGUUUCCUGAUACUUUUCCACCACCGCGAGUCAACAAACCCAU